CUUACCUUGCUUCAACCCCACUUUUUCUCUCACUCACACUCGCUCUUGGCCUACAGUUUCUCUCUCUCCUGCUGAUCAGACGACACUGCAUAUGCCUUUAUCUCCCUCUCCCUCUCUCUAAACAGUUAGGUUCUCUCCCUUGCUUGCUGCGAGGCCACCGCUUGCUUCUUUUUUCUUUUUAGUUACAAGCUAGUUUGUUCAGCUCCACUUUAAUAAGAUUGCAGCAGCUAUUAACUGUUAUCUCUAGCUUAAGACUCAAGCAUCGAACUGCCUGCUGUCGCCUGAGCUGCUGCUGAAAGAUAGCUGGGUCGUCAGCCGGCCAUCGCUUUUAUAUCGCCCGCCAGGCCGUCUCAUCAUCAUUGUUGCCAUCACCUGCCGCUAACUGGCCGGGCGCCUGCCCGCAGCAGUAGUCGUCAAGAAACUGAUCGCUCGCUCAGCUCGUUCCGAGCGCAGAACGGUCGGGCUGGCGCCGGGGGCAGGAUCGGACGUCGCCGUCUCGGUCCAGCCACCGAUCGAUAUGGGGCGCGAGGCGGCGGCGACGAGGCCCAAGCUGCGGAGGGGCCUCUGGUCGCCGGAGGAGGACGAGAAGCUCUACAACCACAUCAUCCGGUACGGCGUCGGCUGCUGGAGUUCAGUCCCAAAGCUCGCAGGCUUGGAGAGAUGCGGCAAGAGCUGCAGGCUGAGAUGGAUCAACUACCUGAGGCCUGAUCUCAAGAGGGGCAGCUUCUCCCAGCAGGAGGAGGACCUCAUCAUCAGCCUCCACAAGAUCCUAGGCAACAGGUGGUCUCAGAUCGCGUCGCAGCUGCCCGGGCGGACGGACAACGAGAUCAAGAACUUCUGGAACUCGUGCAUCAAGAAGAAGCUCCGGCAGCGGGGCAUCGACCCGGCCACCCACAAGCCGCUCGAGGACGACGAAGCCGCCGCCAACAGCGGGGAGGCGCCACGGGACGACUGCAAGCAGCUCUCGGCGGCAACCGACGACCACUGCGGCUUCGCCAUGGGCGCCGCCGCCAGCAGCGACCCUCUAGCGCCGCACUCCCCGACCGUCAGCUUCGACCCACUGUCCGUGACCAACGUCCCGGCAAUGCAGGGCUCCUACGGCGCCGCGCACUCCUUCCGCUCGGACAACCUCUGCGACUACGGCGGCGUGGACGCGGCCUCCGACGGCGCUGCCGCGUACAGCGCCGCCGCCUACACGGGCAGCGGCGCCGACAGCUCCAGCAACAGCAACGGGACCUGGACCUGCGGCAAUGUGGUCGGCGGCGAGCCGAUGCCGCAAUUGGACAUGUUCGGCCGUGAGGCGUACCACCAGUUCGACCCGGCCAAGUACAGCCCCUGGCAGCAGCACGAGGCGGCGAGGCUCCACGACGGCGUAGGCGGCGCGGCGGGCUUCCCGAUCCGGUCGAUGUCGCGGGACCUGCCGGAUUCCUGCUUCGACCUCGCCCGCAGCGCGCUGGAGGACGAGUUCAGCGUCGACUUCCUCUGACUCCCACGCCGAGAGAUGGUUGUCACCCGACAGGCACACACAUACACGCACAUCACUACUACCUCAUCGGAAGAUCACCCAACAAAAGAUCCUGCCUGGCGUGUUCGUUAUUUUUUUUUUCUUUUCAUCUGGUCCUGCUUAUUUGGAUCAAGUUGUUUACUUAACACACGUUGGUAUACUGUGUCCAUAAUAAGGGUUAUUAUUAUGUAUACUAUAUACUCCACCUCAAUUCAUGGGGGCCACAA
Panicum hallii is the source of this 1731-nucleotide messenger RNA. RefSeq names its product myb-related protein Hv33-like. Gene Ontology annotation, biological process: regulation of stomatal movement. The record is from RefSeq and is a predicted model, not a curated record. NCBI's taxonomy places the organism in Eukaryota, Viridiplantae, Streptophyta, Magnoliopsida, Poales, Poaceae. Bases 518 to 1486 code for a protein of 322 amino acids. The transcript is spliced from 3 exons.